UAAAAUCUCUCUUUGAUGAAAAGAAAAAUUUAUUAAUUGUUAUCAUUAUUGAAAAUUCGGUCAUCGUAUUUAUUAUCGUUCUAUUAACAAUCCAAGGGUGGGACAAAGAUGGAUAGUACUCCAAGUAAUUUUGCACAUUCAAAAUCAACCCAUCCAUUAACACGCACAUGUUCGGCUAUGAUAAAGAAUAUGAAUGAUACCUCCACUGUACAAUACAGAACAGAUACGCCCGACACGACGACGAAACGAGUGGGUUAGUGAAACUCUUCUACCCCAUUCUGGCCUUGCGCAUUAGUACUCCCCGAUAUGCCUACAAAAAAAGCUAUGAAUGGUGGAUAAAUAAUCUGCCCUGAGAUAAGAACAUUUAUGUGGAACUUCAUGUGGUCGCUUAUUUCACUCAGUAGCAUCCAAUGUGGCGUGAGCAAGAGACAGCAUUGUAUAAACAACAAAAUCGAUUUUCGGAAUAACUUUGAAUGUUUUUUCUUUUCAAUUUUAUUUUGGAACUCUACAUUACCAAAGGGAUUCUAUUCGGAUCAACUUAGGAAUUGAGCAUAAUGAGUGCUCCAGGAAAUCAAAUUGUGUGUUCGGAUGUGGCGAUUGAUGGAAGAAUGACACAAGAAAUAUCUAGUGCUAUACCAAAAAAAAGACAAGAUGUUCUUAAGUGGUACGGUUGGGGCUAUAGAGACUCACAAUUUUAUGUAGACGGGCAAACUAUAUGUUUCCAGGGAGAUAGGUAUCCAUUAAAAGGAUCUGCGUUGCCUUAUUUCACAGACUGGGUCUACCAAAAAUUUAAUCUUAAAGUAGACCCUAGCAUCCCGUUCCCAGAGUUACCAGUGGAUUUCCCAAAGCCAGUUAUAAAUGAUGAUUUCCUCAAUGAAAUAAAGUCAUCAGGAAUAAGUUUUUCAGAUCAAGGCGAAGAUCGUUUGAUACGUUGUCAUGGACAAACAUUACACGAUAUUUACAAUUUAUGGCGAAAUGCUUUUGAGAGAAUACCUGAUCUCGUAGUGUGGCCCAAAUGCCACGAUGACGUCGUAACAAUUAUUAACCUUGCUGAUAAAAACAAUGUAGUUGUUAUACCUUAUGGGGGAGGAACAUCAGUGUCAGGUUCAAUCACCUGCCCCCAAAAGGAAACGAGGAUGAUUUGUGUUUUAGACACAUCGCAGAUGAAUCGUAUGUUGUGGCUUAGCAGGGAGAAUCUUACAGUUUGUUUCGAGUCAGGCAUUGUGGGUCAGGACUUGGAGCGGGAGUUAAACAAGAUUAAUCUUACUGUAGGACAUGAACCAGACAGCUAUGAGUUUUCAACUCUCGGAGGAUGGGUGGCUACGCGAGCCUCAGGAAUGAAGAAAAAUGUGUAUGGCAAUAUAGAAGACCUUGUUGUAAAGGUUAAGAUGGUUACUCCUAAAGGUGUUCUCGAGCGCGAAUGUUCAGCGCCUCGAGUAAGCUGUGGACCAGACUUCAAUCAUUUGGUUAUGGGUUCAGAAGGAACUCUAGGAGUAGUGACAGAAGUGGUUUUAAAAGUUCGACCCCUGCCUCCAGUUAAACGUUAUGGUUCCUUAGUAUUUCCUGAUUUCGAGUACGGAGUUGUUUUUAUGAGAGAAGUAGCGAAAAGGCGUUGUCAACCAGCCAGUGUCCGCCUCAUGGACAACGAGCAAUUUAUAUUCGGACAAAGUUUGAAACCCGUCAAAGGUUGGCUGGGAAGUGCGAUUGAUUAUUUAAAAAAAUCUUACAUAACCAACUUCAAGGGAUUAGAUUUGACAAAAAUCUGUGCAGUGACCUUACUGUUCGAGGGAGAAUCGGAGGAUGUUCAGAGACAGGAGAGUUUAAUCUAUAAAAUAGCCAAAAAGUAUAAAGGUUUCCCAGCUGGAGGACAGAAUGGAGAAAGAGGUUAUAUAUUAACCUUUGUCAUAGCAUAUAUAAGAGAUUUUGCGCUGAAUCAGGAUAUUGUGGCAGAAUCUUUUGAAACAUCUGUGUCUUGGGAUCGAUGCAGUUCGGUGUGUCGAAAUGUAAAGCGGCGAGUCAAAGAUGAAUGCUCCCGAUACAAUAUCAAACACUUUUUGAUUUCUUGCCGUGUAACUCAAACUUAUGACGCUGGAUGUUGUAUUUAUUUCUAUUUUGCGUUCAAGUACACUGGUAUUCUAAACCCCGUUGAAACAUACGAAGCCAUCGAAAAUAGUGCUCGAGAUGAGAUUCUUUCAUCAGGUGGAUCUCUUUCGCAUCAUCAUGGUGUUGGGAAAAUUCGUAACAAAUGGUACAAACAAACAGUUUCAGAGGUUGGUUGCAAUCUUUACGAAGCUGCCAAAAGGGAAUUGGACCCUAAAAAUAUAUUCGCCGCAGGAAACUUACGUCCUGGAAUUGAGGAAGAAAAUAAUUUCAUUCCUUUGCUUAAAGCAAAGUUGUAAAUUGUACGCACAAAAACUAAAUAAUUUUAAACUUCUAGCCUUAAUUUUUGUAACAUGAUUUUUUUUAAACUUAUCAAAAAUGGCAUUUAAAUACUAAAUAAUAUUAAUAUUGAUUGGAAAGGGAAAGAAUGUGAAGGAGACAAUUUUGAGUAUCUUUUUUAAACGUUACUGAAUAAUU
This is a messenger RNA of Eupeodes corollae, 2577 nucleotides long. It is a transcript of the gene Agps, whose product is annotated as alkyldihydroxyacetonephosphate synthase. Gene Ontology annotation, biological process: lipid biosynthetic process. The coding region runs from base 555 to 2399 and encodes 614 amino acids. Lineage: Eukaryota; Metazoa; Arthropoda; Insecta; Diptera; Syrphidae. Gene Ontology annotation, molecular function: alkylglycerone-phosphate synthase activity; FAD binding. The record is from RefSeq and is a predicted model, not a curated record. The transcript is spliced from 6 exons.